Molecule: messenger RNA, 1983 nt
Organism: Lagenorhynchus albirostris (white-beaked dolphin)
Lineage: Eukaryota; Metazoa; Chordata; Mammalia; Artiodactyla; Delphinidae
Gene: SNX1
Product: sorting nexin 1
Exons: 15
Coding region: 26-1594 (522 amino acids)
Biological process (GO): intracellular protein transport; early endosome to Golgi transport
Cellular component (GO): endosome; endosome membrane
Molecular function (GO): phosphatidylinositol binding
Source: RefSeq, a predicted model, not a curated record
CGGCUUCCGCCGUGGGUGGAGGAAGAUGGCGUCGGGGGGUGGUGGCUGUAGCGCUUCGGGAAGACUCCCUCCGCCCUUCCCCGUCCUGGAGCCGGAGUCCGAGGGAGCAGUCGGGGGGUCAGAACCAGAGGCCGGGGACAGCGACACCGAGGGGGAGGAUAUUUUCACCGGCGCCGCGGAUGCCAGUAAGCCCCAGUCUCCAAAGAGAAUUGCUUCCCUUCUUCCCAUCAACAGUGGCUCCAAAGAAAAUGGGAUCCGUGAGGAACAAGACCAAGAGCCACAGGAUCUCUUUGCAGAUGCCACAGUGGAGCUAUCCCUGGACAGCACACAAAAUAAUCAGAAGAAGGUGCCAGCCAAAAUACUCAUUUCUCUUCCUCCACAGGAGGCCACAAAUUCUUCUAAGCCCCAGCCAAGCUAUGAGGAGCUAGAGGAAGAAGAACAGGAAGACCAAUUUGACUUGACAGUUGGUAUAACUGAUCCUGAGAAGAUAGGGGAUGGUAUGAAUGCCUAUGUGGCCUACAAAGUUACAACACAGACGAGCUUACCAAUGUUCAGAAGUAAACAGUUUGCAGUGAAAAGAAGAUUUAGUGACUUUCUGGGUCUUUAUGAGAAGCUUUCAGAGAAACACUCCCAGAAUGGCUUUAUCGUCCCUCCUCCCCCGGAGAAGAGCCUAAUAGGAAUGACAAAAGUAAAAGUUGGGAAGGAAGACUCUUCUUCUGCAGAAUUUCUUGAAAAACGGAGGGCUGCUCUAGAAAGGUACCUUCAGAGGAUUGUGAAUCAUCCUACCAUGUUACAGGACCCUGAUGUCAGGGAGUUCUUGGAAAAAGAAGAGCUGCCACGCGCCGUGGGUACCCAGACAUUCAGUGGUGCUGGUCUCCUCAAGAUGUUCAACAAAGCCACAGAUGCAGUCAGCAAAAUGACCAUCAAGAUGAAUGAAUCAGACAUUUGGUUUGAGGAGAAGCUCCAGGAGGUAGAGUGUGAGGAACAGCGCUUACGGAAACUGCAUGCCGUUGUAGAAACUCUAGUCAACCACAGGAAAGAGCUAGCGCUGAACACAUCCCAGUUUGCAAAGAGUCUCGCCAUGCUCGGGAGCUCUGAGGACAACACAGCAUUGUCACGGGCACUCUCCCAGCUGGCUGAGGUGGAAGAAAAGAUCGAGCAGCUCCACCAGGAACAGGCCAACAAUGACUUCUUCCUCCUUGCUGAGCUCCUGAGUGACUAUAUUCGCCUCCUGGCCAUAGUCCGUGCCGCCUUUGACCAGCGCAUGAAGAUGUGGCAGCGCUGGCAGGAUGCUCAAGCCACACUGCAGAAGAAGCGGGAGGCUGAGGCUCGGCUGCUGUGGGCCAACAAGCCUGACAAGCUGCAACAGGCCAAGGAUGAGAUCGUAGAGUGGGAGUCUCGGGUGACUCAGUAUGAAAGGGACUUUGAAAGGAUUUCAACUGUGGUCCGAAAAGAAGUGAUACGGUUUGAGAAAGAGAAAUCCAAGGACUUCAAAAACCACGUGAUCAAGUACCUUGAGACACUCCUGUAUUCACAGCAGCAGCUGGCAAAGUACUGGGAAGCCUUCCUUCCUGAGGCAAAGGCCAUCUCCUAAUGGACCAAGGACACCAGAGUCCACCUGCCUGACGCUGCCUUUUUAUACACUGUCCUCCUCCACCUCUGCUGGACCCCAGUGAUGCAUCCUGCCUAGCCUGGACUUCACCCCUUCCUCCCUGCCCCCAUGGCCAAGCUGUCCCCAGUCACUCUAACCAGUCCUACAUUUAGCUUCCAUAUAUAUUUUCUUACCUGAGAGAAUAGUUUCUUGCUUUAAGCAAAAAACCUAUACUAGAUGGUGGAAUUAUGGGAUAGGGGUGGAGUAUUGAUAUAAAUAUAUAAAUACAAAUGUAUAUUUUUCAGGAUGUGGUUAGGAACUGGGAAUAACAUUUUCUGUUACUCCUGAUGGUGCCAUGAAAAGAUUAUGUAAUAAAAUACUUUAAAAUCGGG